AAAAGUAAAAACAAAACACAAACUCCCUCUCAUCUUCUUUUCUGCUAAUCAAAGGGUUUCUAUUGCAAAAUACAGUGAGAAUUUCCUGUAUUGUGAUAUCCGGAACAUUUUAGAAGCUGGUAGUUUUACUGCUUCUUGCUCAGUACUACACAUAUGUGGCUCACCAGUAGAUGCUUCAGGAACAUCCUGUAAAUACACAUUUUUUUCUUUCUCUUUUUCUUUUAAAUUUCUCCGGAUUCCUUUGCUUCCAGCCCAGUUCUGGGAUCGAACACCACUCUUCCCCAGCAAGCACUCCUUGUGUUUUCCCUGCAUCCACCUUGGGACAUCAUCUCUCAUGGCAGCUUUUCAGAACAAUUUCUGGAACCUGAUUUCUGGAACCUUGGCAGUAGUGUGCCUUUUGUUGAUGGCUACUUUGGGAAUUUUGUUGAAAAAUUCAUUUUCCACACAAAGUACUCAGCCAACAUCCUCUCCAGGAUCCACCGUAGAACCCCAAGAAGGCUCUGGCUGCUGUUCUUGCCAAGAGAAGUGGAUUGGGUACCGAUGCAAUUGUUACUUCUUUUCCAAUGAAGAAAAAACUUGGGCAGAAAGUAGGGAUUUCUGUGCUUCUCACAAUUCCAGUCUUCUUCAGCUGGAAAGCAAAGAUGAAUUUAGCUUUAGGAUCUCCGAUGGACGUCAUUACUGGAUUGGACUCCUUUAUUACAAUGAAAGACAUGGUGCGUGGCUGUGGGAGGAUGGCUCUGCUCUCUCCAGGGAUGUAUUUCCAUUGUUUCCGCCUCUAAAUCAACAGAACUGCAUGUUGUAUGUUAGCAACAGUAUUUUGGAUGAAGAUUGUGGGGAGAAACAUGGUUUUAUCUAUCUCUUGAUCUGGGGGAAGGCAGUUACCAAGUUGUGAGACACCCUGUGUAGGGGACUGUGUGAUAAGGAUGGAAGCCUCCUAUGGAAAGCCACAAGGAACUGAGGCCUCUUGCCAGGAGCCAUGUGAGUGAGCCUUCUUGGAAGCAGACUCUUCAGCCAGAGUGAAGCCUUCAGAUGACUACGGCCCAGCAGACUUCCUGACAGCAGUAAGAGAUCCUGAGCCAGAUUCCUCCCUCUAAGCUGUUUAAGGAUUCCUGUCCUUCAGAAAUAAUAAAUGCUUGCUGUUUAUUUAUUUGUGUAAACUUAAGGAAUGACACAUUAUGAGCCUCAUCCACACCUGGAUCUCAUGAGUUUCUGAACUUCGAGCUGAUGAUGUAAUAGGAUGAUAAUUUUGGGGCUGCAGAAGGGGAUGAAUGAAUUUUGCCUGGGGGAAGAACAGAUAUAAUUGGUGGGCAAGGCUAUGCUUCUAUAUUCAGCCCCCUAGAUGGCCCCUACAGGUCCCUGAUUCUGCUAUGGACACCCUUUUAUGAUAAUCAUCCAUAUUCUGUUAAGGUUGAUCUGUGUGAGCAAUAGAAUAUGGCCAAAAUUAUGGGAUGACACUUAUGAGGACAGGUCAUAAAUGAGAGUGAGGCUUCUUUAUUCCAAGGUGCUUGAGAAAAUUUAUAAUCUCACCAGCAGUUUAUGUGAGUUUGCGUUGUUCCUUUUCCUCUCCAACAUGUACUAAAAAAAAAAAAAUCCAAACCCGUUUUGGUCAAGUUGAUUCCAACUCACAGCAACCAUAUAGGACAGAUUAGAACUGCCCCCUAGGCUUCCCAAGGCUGUAAACUUCCUGGAAGCAGACUGCUACUUCUUUCUCCCAUGGAGCAGGACCUUUCAGUUUGUAGCUAAGCACUUUAUCCACUGUGCCACCAGGGCUCCUACGCUUGUGAAACUCUCACACCUCACAUUCAUCAAUGUAGAUAACAUGUACAUCACCCCAGAAAUUCUCCCAGUUACCCCAAGUAAUACUUUCGUCCAGCUCCUACCCACACAGAUGACCAUUGUGUGGCAUUUUAUUAGCAUAGAUUUUCAUUUUCUAAAGCUUUGUGUAUAUAUAUAUAUAUAUAAUUUAUAUAAUAUAGAACCAUACAGUUUGUACAUAUUUUGUUUGGAUUUUUUAGCCAAACAUAAUUACUUGUGUUGUUAUGCAUAUCAGUAAUUGAUUUCUUCUUAUUGGUGAAUAGUGUUCCAUUUUAUGGGUAGAACACAAGUCAUCCAUUCCCUGUUUGAUAGACAUUUGGGUUGUUUCCAUUUUGUGGUUAUUACUAGUAAAGUUACUAUGUGUAUUCACUCACAAGACUGUGUUUGGACAUAGAUCUUCUUUUCUCUUGGAUAAAAAUAAUUUUCUAGGAGUAGAAUGGUUGGAUCAUACUGUGGUGAAUGUUCACAUUUUUAAAAACCUGUCAAACUGUUUUCCCAAGGGAGUGUUCCAUUUUAUAUUCCCACUAGCAGUUUUUGAGAGCUCACUUCCUCCACAUCUUGGCCAGCAUUGGAAUGAUCUUUAUACUCUUAGCCAUUCUAAUAAGUGUGCAGUAGUCAUUCAUUGUGUAUUUAAUUUGCAUUUCUCUAAUGAAUUAUGUUUUUGAAUACCUAGUUAUUUGCUUAUUUGCCAUGUUUACCUCUUUCUUGGUAACUUUUCUGUUCAAAUAAGUUGCCAAUUUUGUUGUUUUUACUUUCUUAUUGAGUUGUGAUCAUUUUUGUGUAUUCUGUGUACAAGUCCUUUAUCAGGCAGAUGUUUUGAAAAAUUUUCUCCCAGUCUGAGGCUUGUCUUCUCAUUCUCUUAGCAGUGUCUUUCAAAGAGCAGAAGUUUUAAAUCUUGACAAAGUCCACUUUAUCAGUUGUUCAUUUAUAAAUCAUGCUUUUCACAUCAUUUCUAAGAAAGCUUUGGCUAAAUCAAAGCCACAAAUUUUUUCUUCUUUGUUUUCUUCUAGAAGAUUUAUAGUUAGAUUGUGCAUUUAGAUCCAUGAUUUACUUUGAAUUAUUUGACAUAUUUGUUGUAAGGGGUAAAUCAAAGACUUUUUUUGUUCUUUUUUUUUUUUUGUGUAUCUAUAUUUCUUAUGCCAUUUGUUAAAAAUAUUAUCCUCACUCCACUUAAAUGCCUAUGCACCUUUGUCAAGAAUCAAUUUUCCAUAUACGUAUGGAUCUGUUUCUGUGCUCCCUAUUUUGUUUUAUAGAUCUGUUUGUCUCAUUUUGCAUGGAGAGCACACUGUUCUGAAUACUCUAAAAAAAAAAAAAAAAGCUGUAUAAAAAUCUUGAACUCUAGUAGUAAUCACCCUCCAGCUUUGUUAAUUUUUAAGUUGUUUUGGCUGUUGUUGUAUUUUGCAUUCUAUAUGAAUUUCAAAAUUAUGUUGUCAAGCAACAACAACAACAAGAAAAAAAAAACCUUCUGGGAUUUUAGCUGGAAUUGCAUUAAAUCUAUAGAUCUGUGUUGGAAAAAUUGCCAUAUCAACAAUACUGAGUCUUCUGACUCUUUAAUAAUGUAUAUAUCUUUUACCUCAAUAUUCUCAAAUUUUUCUCAGCAAUAUUAUGGAAUUUUUAAUAAUAUGCAGCCUUUUACAUUUUUAUGAGGUUUUGCUAAGUACUGCAUUGAUUUGAUACUAUUACAGAUUAUAUGUUUUUUAUUUCAAUUUUUGAUUGCAAGUGUAUAUACAAUUGAUUUUUGUAUUUAUCUUCUAUGUUUCAACCUUUUUAAACUCACUUAUUAGCUCUAGUAGCAUUUCUGUAGCUUCCAUUUGAUUUUCAACAUAGGUGAUUAUAUUACCUAUGAGAAAAGACAGCUUUCCCUAUUUCUUUUCAAAACUGGAUUCCUUUUAUUUCUUUUUCUUGCCUGAUCACAGUGACUAGAACAUUCAAUACAAGCUUGAAUACAGUAGUGAAAGUAGAACUCAUAGUCUUAUUUUUGAACAAAAACAAUCACUUUUUUGUCUUCACAUUUUAUCUUAACUGUAGGAUUUUGUAGAUGACCUUUACAAGGUUGAGGCAGUUCCCUUCUAAUCCUGUUUUGGUAAGUUUUUAUCAGGAAUCCAAGGGUGUUUUUGUCAAUUUAUUGUUCUGCAUCUAUUUAGAUCAUAUGCUUUUUUUGUUUUAUGAAUUUGUUGAUAGGGCGAAUUACAUUAAUUUAUUUGCCAAUGUCAAAUCAACCUUUCAUUCCUGGAAUAAACUCCACUUGUUCAUUAUAUACUAUCUUUUUAUAUAUUAUAGUAUUCAAUUUAUUAAAAUUUUGCUUGUAAUUAUAAAUAUAUACAAUUUAUUUUUGUGUGUGUUAUUUUAAUCUUUAAGUAACAUAAAAUAGAGAUUUUUAAUUUCUCCACUUUAAAUUUAUAUCUAAGUCAGAUCUAAAUUAGAUCUAAUUUAGGUAUAAAUGAGAUCCAAUUUAAUUGCCAUACAAAACUGACAGAAAUAUUACUGAAGAUAAAUAGAAUAAAAUGUGGAUGGUGUCAUGUCAUGUCUGUCAGAUAAAUUGGCAUUGAACAUAGAGACAUAAAUCAUCUACUAGGAACUAUGAUAAAACAACUCCAAAGAAACAAAAAAAACUAAACCCAUUGCUGUCAAGUCAAUUCUGACUCAUAGUGACUCUGUAGGACAGAGUAGAUCUGCCCCGUAUGGUUCCCAAGGAGCUCCUGGUACAUUUGAACUGUCAACCUUUAUGGUUAGCAGCCAAGGCUCUUAACCACUAUGCCACUAGGAUUUCCUCAAAACACCUCCGUAUAAUACUAACCAGGACUUCCAACAUUUUCUACUUGCCUGCUGAGGUUCUUUAACCAUUUUCUUGGAGGGCUUCUAUGUAUUAAGUAAAAAAAAAACUUUUUGUUUAUAAAGCCUAUAUUGUAAAACACAAAGUGAUCCUCCUUCUCAUAUGUUUUUAGUUGGUCCAGAGUUAUGAUUGUUAGACUUGCAUUUGUUUUU
Molecule: messenger RNA, 4800 nt
Organism: Loxodonta africana (African savanna elephant)
Lineage: Eukaryota; Metazoa; Chordata; Mammalia; Proboscidea; Elephantidae
Product: natural killer cells antigen CD94-like
Exons: 7
Coding region: 335-892 (185 amino acids)
Biological process (GO): stimulatory C-type lectin receptor signaling pathway; positive regulation of natural killer cell mediated cytotoxicity
Cellular component (GO): plasma membrane; external side of plasma membrane
Molecular function (GO): transmembrane signaling receptor activity
Source: RefSeq, a predicted model, not a curated record